This is a messenger RNA of Sinocyclocheilus grahami, 4393 nucleotides long. Its product is annotated as voltage-dependent calcium channel subunit alpha-2/delta-1-like. Gene Ontology annotation, cellular component: L-type voltage-gated calcium channel complex. NCBI's taxonomy places the organism in Eukaryota, Metazoa, Chordata, Actinopteri, Cypriniformes, Cyprinidae. Bases 374 to 3667 code for a protein of 1097 amino acids. Gene Ontology annotation, molecular function: voltage-gated calcium channel activity. The record is from RefSeq and is a predicted model, not a curated record. The transcript is spliced from 39 exons.
AGAAGGAGGAGGAGGAGAGAGAGAGGGACUGGAGAGGGUUGCAUUGCAUGAAGAUCCGAUGAAGGCUAUUGCAAUAAGAGGGCAAGAGAGAGGGGUGGGGGCAGAAUGACGCUGAUUCGGGGCUAUUGAUCUCUUCCUCCCCUCUAUACGGGGUCAGUAGUUUGAUCAGAGCGCGCGCAGGAUCACACAGAAGAGCCACACACGCGCUUUUGUAACAUGAAGCGGCGCGUAUAGAGCUAUCCAACAGGACACUCAUCACCAAUCCGAUCCAGUCUGUCUCUAACCUGAUGACGGGAAACAAUAAGAUUAUCCAGCAGGACAGGAGAACGACGCGUUAUAUCUCAGGAGAAAAGUAACUGGUGUGCACUGACAGAUGAUGGUGCGCUCGAGAUCAACAGAUCUGGCCAUGAAGCCGUUCAGAAUCUCCGCGCUGAUGAUGUUCCUCUUCGCAUCUGUUCAUAUCUCGUGCCCAUCGCAGUUCCCCAGUCCGCUCAUGAUAAAAGAAUGGGUAGAUCAACUGCAGCAGGAGCUGGUUUCUCUAGCAGACACAGCCAGCGCUGGGAAUAAUCUAAGACAGAUCUUUAUGGAUAAUCAGAAUUAUUUCACUGUGAAAUCAAAUAAUGCGGCACAGCUUGUGGAAACAGCGGCAAGGAAUAUAGAAAAUUUUUUGAAGAAGCGAGCCGCAGCUCUAGAGACUUUGGCAACUGCAGCAGAGAAUUUCCAAAUGGAGCAUCAAUGGAAAGAUGAAUUUGAAGAGGAUGAUAUAGUUUACUUUAAUGCCAAGGAUAAUCUUGAAGCCAAUGAAACAGAAGGAAGGAAAAACCGGAUCAGACCUGCAUUUAAAGAAGACCCGUCAUUCAAAAACCGCCUCACCUCCUACAACCAUACGGCAGUGCAUAUCCCCACGGACAUAUAUGACGGCUCCACCAUUGUGUUGAAUGAGCUGAACUGGACUGAAGCACUGGAAGACGUCUUUAAGAAAAACCGAGAAGAGGAUCCAACGCUACUAUGGCAGGUGUUCGGCAGCGCUACUGGAUUAGCUCGCUAUUACCCAGCUUCCCCUUGGAUGGAUGCCAGGAAAACGCCCAGUAAAAUCGACCUGUACGAUGUGCGCCGGCGACCUUGGUAUGUUCAAGGUGCCGCGUCGCCCAAGGACAUGCUGAUUCUUGUUGAUGCGAGUGGAAGUGUAUCUGGACUGACCCUUAAACUGAUCCGAACCUCUGUCAGUGAAAUGCUGGAGACACUUUCUGAUGAUGAUUAUGUCAAUGUUGUCCAUUUUAACACAAAAGUGAAUAACACGGCAUGUUUCGACCACCUGGUUCAAGCUAACGUUCGCAAUAAGAAGAUCUUAAAAGAUGCAGUGCAGAACAUCACAGCCAAGGGCAUCACCAACUACACCAAAGGCUUCGAAUUUGCCUUCAAUCAGCUGUCAAAUCCAAACAUCACCAGAGCUAACUGCAACAAGAUCAUAAUGCUGUUUACUGAUGGAGGCGAGGAGAGAGCAGAGGAGGUCUUCAGCAGAUACAACAUUGACAAAAAGGUGCGUGUGUUCACUUUCUCUGUGGGUCAACAUAACUAUGACACCUGGCCAAUAAAGUGGAUGGCCUGUGCUAAUAAGGGAUAUUUCUAUGAAAUCCCAUCCAUUGGAGCCAUUCGCAUAAACACACAGGAGUAUCUAGAUGUUUUGGGCAGGUCAAUGGUCCUUGCAGAUGCCAAACAAGUGCAGUGGACCAACGUUUAUCUGGACGCUCUGGAGUUGGGCCUAGUCAUCACAGGCACGCUACCCGUGUUCAACAAGACCAAAUCCAGGAAGGGCGGAUCUCGAAACCAGCAUCAGAACCAGUUGAUUUUAGGAGUGAUGGGGGUGGAUGUGUCUCUCGAUGAUAUCAAAAGAUUAACGCCCCGCUUCGCAAUUGGUCCUAAUGGAUAUUAUUUCGCAAUUGAUCCUAACGGUUACGUGCUGCUCCAUCCAAACCUACAACCAAAGAACAGGAUUCAGAGCCGUCGCCGCCGGCUAAGUAAAAAGCUUGCUCUUACAUUCCCUGAGGUGAGACCAUGCAAACUGUGGGUGAGGGAGGGAUUUGGAUUGACACAUGAAGCCGACACAUGUCAGUCAUAUCUGGGCGAUGUGGGGGUCCCCCGGGGCCCGGUAGCGGAGCAGAGGAUACGGACUCUGAUGAUUGACAGAGACCCUGGGGAGAAAACAAUAGAAACGCUUGUGAAAUCUCAAGAUGAGAGAUACAUUGAUCGAGGAGUCAGGACGUACACCUGGGCGCCAGUUAACGGGACAGACUACAGCCUGGCCUUGGUUUUGCCUGAAUACAGUCUGCAUUACAUCGAGGCAAACAUGGGGGACACUAUAAAACAAGCCAUGUCCUUUGAAACCAUGCAGCAAGAGAAAUUUGAGGAAUAUGGGUACACCUUUAUUGCACCCAGGGAAUACUGCAAGGACCUCAAAAUCUCAUCCAACAACACCCAGUUUCUGAUGGACUUCAAUGAGUAUAUUGACAGGAAAACUCCAAAUGAUCCUCUGUAUGGAGUUUUGGCCCAGUUUGUGGCUACAGAUGGAGGCAUUACACGUGUGUAUCCUAAAAGUGCCGGGGAAGAAUGGGGUGAAAACUCUGAGACCUAUGACUCAAGUUUUUACAAAAGGAGUCUGGACAAUGACAUAUACAUCUUCACCGCCCCAUACGUCAACAAGAGCAGAGAGUCUGGUUACGAGUCCGGUAUCCUUGUCAGUAAAGCAGUGGACUUGGACAUUAAUGGAGCAAAACUCAAACCUGCUGUGGUGGGAGUCAAACUCAACGUGUCGGCCUGGAUGAACAGCUUCAUAAACGCUACCACCAAGAAAAAUUGCAAGGAUGAGAUCUGCGGGUGCCUCCGAAAUGAUAAGCAAGUGGACUGCGUGAUUCUGGACGAUGGUGGAUUUCUGCUCAUGUCCAAUCAGGAUGAAUAUAUCACACAGAUAGGUCAGUUCUUUGGUGAAGUGGACCCUGUUCUGAUGAUCACGUUGGUUAAUACCUCGCUGUUCUCUUUUAAUAAAACCUACGACUACCAAUCCGUCUGCGACCCAGAGAGAGAAACUAAAGCUGCUGCCGGACCCCGCUCUAUAUAUGUGCCAACUAUAGCAGAUAUGCUGACUGUAGGCUGGUGGGCCUCUACUGCGGUCUGGUCAGUUUUGCAGCAGCUACUUCUCAGUCUGACUCUCCCAAAUAUAGUGGGAACAGCAUACUCGGAGGAUGACCUCUCGGAUGCGUUCUCCAAAGAGAGCUGUAUCACCGAACAGACUCAGUAUUUCUUUGAGAACGAGAACAAAUCUUUCUCAGGAGCUAUGGACUGUGGAAACUGCUCCAGAAUGUACCGGGCCGAGAAGCUCCCAAACACAAAUUUGGUUUUUUUGAUCUCUGACGCCAAGAGUUCCUGUCUGUCCUGCGAUCCCAAACCACUGAGACAAGCUGAACAGCCCUCUACUGGUCCUGAUCCAUGUGUGCUGACCCAGAACCCUCGGUACAGGAAAGGACCGGACGUCUGCUUUGACAACAACGCAGAUGAGGACGCGUCUGACUGUGGUGGUGGCUGCAGUUUGAGUCCGUCUCUCUGGCCGAUGUUGGCUCUUCAGCUCCUUCUACUCUGGCUGCUUACUGGAACCAGAACCUGUUUGUCCUGACCAGAGCAUAUCUACAGACUAGAAACAACAACUACUAACUGAACUGCUUAUUAUACAGACCACAACAUAACCACACUUCGACUAUAUGACCUAAGAUUGUUUGUUUGUUUGUUAGUCAGCCCAAAACAAUACGACUAAUGCAGAUUCAAACUCUACUGUAAAAUUGACACGACUCUUCAAUUCACUGCCAAAUACUGCCCUCUCAGACCAACCCGAAAAAGCAACACAGUCAGACACGAGAGACAUAUAUACACUUAUCUUUUUGACUUUUUAUCACAGGAACCACGUUAUGACCACAGAAAUGGUUCAUGCAAAAUGUUUAGUGCCGCACAUAUAAUGUGUCAACAGUGUGGUCAGAGACGGCUUGCAGCACCAGCCCGGAUCUGAAGCAGGGUUUAAUGGGACAGGAAAGACUGUUCAGCUCUGGAGCUCAUUAUGAAUUCUGCUGGAAGUGAGCUUUGCAGCAGUAGUAGGUCAGUGAUGCCACACCCAAGCCCUUUAGGCCCAUCAAGGGCUGUUUUUCUUGUUUUAUGUUCUUUGAUUUGUCUGGUAUGUGCAGUAGGGGAAAUCUCAUGAAGAAAUCUGUAAGUCAUAUUUCACCUCAACAUUAAAAGAUAUGAAUAUAGUAUAUACAGUACCAUUGAAAAGUUUGGGGUUGGUAAGAAUUCUGUAAUGCUUUUGAAAUAGGUCUUUUAUGUUCACCAAGACUGCGUUUAUUAUUAAGAA